Molecule: messenger RNA, 655 nt
Organism: Ixodes scapularis (black-legged tick)
Lineage: Eukaryota; Metazoa; Arthropoda; Arachnida; Ixodida; Ixodidae
Exons: 2
Coding region: 1-636 (211 amino acids)
Source: RefSeq, a predicted model, not a curated record
AUGCAAGGAACCGUCGCAUCAAGCAAUCGUCGAGUACUGCGAGAACCCGUCGUCACACGAUGGGGAACGUGGCUAGAAGCUGUUGAGUACUACAACUGCUACUUUUCGGACAUCAAGGCCGUGAUCAACGGCCUUCCAAUUGACGAGAGUGUCGCACUCACAAAGGCUCAAGCUGUCCUCUCCGUGAAUAGCCUUCCAGGAGACCUCGCGUGCCUUUGUGCCAACUUCACGUUCUUAGCGGAUUCUAUCAAAAAACUUGAAAGUGCGGGAGAAACUCUUGUUACGAACGUUGCGCUAAUUCUCCACGCACAGGAAAGAAUCGCCACCGUUCCCGAAGGACCCGUCGCCGAAAAGGCACGUGCGAAGCUGCAAUCGGUCUUGGACAAACACAAGGGGUUUUCAGUCCUUAAAGAAGCUUCAGAGGUCCUUGCUGGUGAGCACUGUAGGAUCCCAGUGUCAAUUAACCCAUCGAAUCUUCCCAAGUGUAAGUACGCACCAAUCACAUCUGUCGGCGUCGAGCGUUCGUUCUCCGCGCACAAACUCAUUCUCAGCGACAAGAGGCACAAUUUUGAACCCGGAAAUCUGGAGAUGCUGGUAGUUACCUAUUGUUUCUAUAAUUUUCAUAGUGAUUCUUAAACUAGGUUCCGCGUUCUGU